Molecule: messenger RNA, 3293 nt
Organism: Medicago truncatula (barrel medic)
Lineage: Eukaryota; Viridiplantae; Streptophyta; Magnoliopsida; Fabales; Fabaceae
Product: probable LRR receptor-like serine/threonine-protein kinase At3g47570
Exons: 2
Coding region: 151-3165 (1004 amino acids)
Biological process (GO): protein phosphorylation
Molecular function (GO): ATP binding; protein kinase activity; protein binding
Source: RefSeq, a predicted model, not a curated record
CAUAUUUUAUUGUUGACCAAGCACUUAUUUUUCAGAUAGCAAAGUACACUUUCAAAUUACAUAUACUUCUUUCUAUAUCUAAAAAUUAUAUCACAAAACAAACACUAGAUUAUAGUUGGUUUCCAAUAAUACACAUUCACUAACUGCAAAAUGAGAACUCAUUCCCAAUUGCUGUUGUACUUCAUGCUGUCAACAACAGUUGCUCUUGCUUUGAGUUUGAGUUCAGUGACUGAUAAACAUGCUUUGCUUUCUUUGAAAGAAAAACUUACCAAUGGUAUACCUGAUGCUCUUCCAUCAUGGAAUGAAUCUCUUCAUUUCUGUGAAUGGGAGGGUGUUACAUGCGGUCGACGCCACAUGAGAGUCUCUGUCUUGCAUUUGGAAAAUCAAAAUUGGGGUGGUACUCUUGGACCAUCCUUAGGAAAUCUAACCUUUCUCAGAAAACUCAAACUUUCCAACAUCGAUUUGCACGGUGAAAUUCCAAAAGAAGUUGGUCUUUUGAAGAGGUUGCAAGUUCUUGACUUGAGCAAGAACAAAUUUCAUGGUAAGAUUCCUUUUGAGCUUACCAACUGCACCAAUCUUCAAGAAAUUAUCUUGUUGUACAAUCAACUCACUGGAAAUGUUCCCUCAUGGUUUGGUUCCAUGACGCAGCUUAAUAAGUUGCUUCUUGGAGCAAAUAAUUUGGUAGGUCAAAUCCCACCUUCCUUGGGAAAUAUUUCAUCCCUCCAAAAUAUAACACUUGCAAGAAAUCAAUUGGAAGGAAAUAUACCUUAUACCUUGGGUAAGUUAUCAAAUUUAAGAGAUCUAAAUCUGGGUUCAAAUAAUUUUUCGGGUGAAAUCCCUCAUUCUCUUUACAAUCUAUCAAAAAUUUAUGUUUUCAUCCUUGGGCAAAACCAAUUAUUUGGUACUCUUCCAUCAAAUAUGCAUCUUGUUUUUCCUAAUCUUAGAUCAUUUUUGGUGGGAGGGAACCACAUAAGCGGAACUUUUCCGUGUUCAAUAUCCAACCUCACUGAAUUACGAUGGUUUGAUAUAUCAUGGAAUGGUUUUAAUGGACAGAUACCUCUAACUUUGGGAUCGUUAAACAAACUCAAGAGGAUUCGAGUUGAUAAUAAUAAUUUUGGAAGUGGUGGAUCUCACGAUUUGAACUUUCUUUCCUCAUUAACCAAUUGUACUAAGUUGGAACAACUAAUUUUGGAUGGAAAUGGAUUUGGUGGUGUCUUGCCUUAUUAUGUAGGCAACCUUUCUACCUAUCUUAGUGUGCUUAGUAUGGCAAAAAAUCAAAUAUACGGAGUGAUACCUGAAAGUUUGGGACAACUAAUCAAUUUAACUGAAUUCGAUAUGAUGAGGAAUUUCCUUGAGGGAAAGAUUCCAAAUUCAAUUGGAAAACUGAAGAAUCUAGGAAGACUGGUCUUGCAACAAAACAGUUUAUCUGGUAAUAUUACUACUAUUGGUAACCUUACUACGUUGUUUGAACUUUAUCUUCAUACCAAUAAUUUUGAAGGAAGUAUUCCAAUAACCCUUAGACAUUGCACUCAAUUACAGACAUUUGGUAUUUCUACGAAUAAUUUGAGUGGUGAUAUACCUGAUCAUCUAUUUGGCUAUCUAGAAAAUUUAAUAAACCUUGACUUGUCUAAUAACUCUCUGACUGGUCCCCUUCCUUUAGGGUUUGGUAACUUGAAGCAUCUUUCUCUAUUGUACCUAUAUGAAAACAAGUUGUCUGGUGAAAUUCCGAGUGACCUUGGCACUUGUUUAUCAUUAACAGAGCUUAUACUGGAGAGAAACUUUUUCCAUGGCAGUAUACCUUGGUUCUUGGGAUCAUUAAGAUCCCUAGAAGUCUUAGACAUUUCAAAUAAUAGUUUUUCAAGCACAAUCCCCCUUGAACUAGAAAAUUUAGUAUAUUUGAAUACUUUGGACUUGUCUUUUAACAAUCUUUAUGGUGAGGUUCCCACAAGAGGUGUCUUCAGCAACGUCUCCGCAAUUAAUUCCCUAACUGGAAACAAGAACCUUUGUGGAGGAAUACCUCAAUUGAAACUUCCUCCAUGUCUUAAGGUACCUGCCAAGAAGCACAAAAGAACUCCAAAAGAAAAACUUAUCCUCAUCAGUGUAAUUGGUGGGGUUGUGAUCUCUGUCAUAGCUUUUACAAUUGUUCACUUUCUCACGAGAAAGCCCAAAAGGUUAUCUUCUUCACCAUCUUUGAUAAACGGGAGCUUGAGGGUUACUUAUGGAGAGCUACAUGAAGCAACCAAUGGAUUUUCUUCAUCCAAUUUGGUCGGUACAGGAAGCUUCGGUUCUGUUUACAAAGGAUCUCUUCUCUACUUUGAAAAACCUAUUGCUGUAAAGGUGUUGAAUCUUGAAACACGUGGAGCAGCAAAGAGUUUCAUGGUGGAAUGCAAUGCUUUAGGAAAGAUGAAGCACCGUAAUCUUGUGAAAAUCCUAACUUGCUGUUCAAGUGUUGAUUAUAAUGGUGAAGAUUUUAAGGCCAUUGUUUUUGAGUUCAUGCCUAGUGGGAAUCUAGAAAACCUGUUGCAUGGUAACGAAGAUCAUGAGUCUAGAAAUCUGAAUCUCAAUUUCACACAAAGGUUAGACAUUGCUCUCGACGUAGCUCAUGCAUUGGAUUAUCUUCACAAUGAUACAGAGCAAGUUGUAGUUCAUUGUGAUGUUAAACCAAGCAAUGUUCUUCUUGAUGAUGACGGUGUGACCCACUUAGGAGACUUUGGCGUAGCUAGGUUCCUCCAUGGAGCUACAGAAUAUUCAAGUAAAAAUCAAGUUAUUUCCUCCACAAUUAAAGGAACUAUAGGAUAUAUUCCUCCUGAGUAUGGAUCAGGUGGUAUGGUAUCACCACAGGGAGAUAUCUAUAGCUAUGGAAUUGUUCUGUUAGAGAUGCUUACUGGAAAGAGACCAACAGAUAACAUGUUUUAUGAGAAUUUAAGUUUACACAAAUUCUGUAAGAUGAGAAUUCCUGAAGGAAUUCUUGAUGUAGUGGAUUCAUGCUUGCUUAUGUCAUUUGCUGAAGAUCAAACACAAGUUAUGGAAAACAACAUAAAGGAGUGUUUAGUGAUGUUUGCUAAAAUAGGAAUUGCAUGUUCUGAAGAAUUUCCUACUCAGAGAAUGCUCACAAAAGAUGUUAUAGUUAAGUUGCUUGAAAUUAAACGGAAAUUGUCAUCCUAGAAGCUAUCACUACUGUGAUAAGAAAAUAAUGGUGUUCACCUCGAUGGACAACUCUUGUAUUUCUCAUGUGUGUUUUUAGUUUUGUUAUUUUGUACUACUUCAAUUCCUAUAUAUGUAGCGUGACAAGA